AUGGGAAACUGGGAGAGCUUCAGACGAGACAACAGGGAGUCCCGAAAGGAGCCGGUUGGAAAAGAGCCCGACGUGCCCGAGAUUACAGUGACGGAAGCGUCGCCGCUCGCUCCAGAGAGAUCUUUCUUUAGCGCACCCGGGCCUGCUCACACUGGCAGGACGGGGCAGGACAGCAGCGGGACGGCGAUGGGAAACUGGGAGAGCUUCAGACGAGACAACAGGGAGUCCAGAAAGGAGCCGGUUGGAAAAGAGCCCGACGUGCCCGAGAUUACAGUGACGGACGCGUCGCCGCUCGCUCCAGAGAGAUCUUUCUUUAGCGCACCCGGGCCUGCACACACUGGCAGGACGGGGCAGGAGCGCGUCGAUACGCACAGUUUGUCUGGAAGUGACGAUAACAGCACCCCGAGAGGGAGUCGCAAGCAUUUCAUAGAGGUCAUGAUGAACAGCUCCCCAGGCAUUCGGCGCUCUUUUUACCUGUCCCCCAGGGCGGAAGCUGACUCCACCUCUAUGGUUUCCUCCACCCUGGACGAAGACAGGACAGCUGUAGCCCUGGAGCCUAUGGAGCACGAGUGGAUGAUGUGUGCGUCAGACGGGCAGUGGAGCAGCUUGCAUCACCUCCUCACCGCAGAGCCCAGCCUCCUCCUGAAGAAGGACUUUGUGACGGGCUUCACCUGCCUGCACUGGGCCGCCAAGCACGGCAGGCCUGAGCUCAUAGCCAUGAUUAUUAACUUUGCCAAGCUGCACGACAUUUCUGUUAGUAUUGAUCUUCGAUCCAGCACCGGCUACACGCCUCUGCACAUCGCCGCCAUGCACGGGCACGUGGAGGUGGUCAAGCUUCUGGUUAGAACCUACAAUGCAGAUGUGGAGAUCAGAGACUAUAGUGGGAGGAAGGCCUGCCAGUACCUCACCGACAACGUGAGCGUGGAGAUACGGAGCAUCGCUGGAGGCUGUGAGUGCUCUGCAGGUGAGAACGCUCAUCCCAGGGACGGACGACGCUGGAGGAUCUCCAACAUGAAGCCCCUCAGCCAGCUUAACUCCAACGAUUGUGCUUCUGGGGACAGUGAGGGCCAACCCAGGGAAAUACCCCUGUGGAGGAAGUCCUCACUGAGCAGGAUGAAGCCCAAACUGCAGAAGCUUCGUGACAGGACAUCCCAGAUCAUCCACAGCACUUCGUUCAAAGAUAAAGAGCAACAGGGAGGGUCAAAGAGAGCCUCUAGAUCCAGAGCCAAGAGCCACUUCUUUGGGUCAGAUCAGUGCUGA
This is a messenger RNA of Neolamprologus brichardi, 1260 nucleotides long. The record is from RefSeq and is a predicted model, not a curated record. Lineage: Eukaryota; Metazoa; Chordata; Actinopteri; Cichliformes; Cichlidae.